This is a messenger RNA of Staurois parvus, 1428 nucleotides long. NCBI's taxonomy places the organism in Eukaryota, Metazoa, Chordata, Amphibia, Anura, Ranidae. The record is from the annotation of a GenBank genome assembly.
AUGGCUGCCUACACAUGCAUCACCUGCCGAGUGGCCUUUGCAGAUCCUGAUAUUCAGAGAGCACAUUACAAGACAGAUUGGCAUAGGUACAAUCUGAAGAGGAAAGUGGCUGACAUGCCUCCAGUGACAGCAGAGAAUUUCCAAGAGCGGGUCCUGGCCCAGAGAGCUGUGGUAGAAGAGAAGAGUAAAGAAACAGCCACCUACUGCACUGUGUGUAGUAAACGAUUCUCUACAUUCAAUGCCUAUGAAAACCAUCUGAAGUCCAAAAAACACCUAGACUUGGAGAAGAAGACAGCACAGGCAGUCACAAAGAAAGUUGAGAUGAUGAAUGAAAAGAAUCUGGAAAAAGGUUUGGAGGCAGAGAAUGUAGACAAGGAUGCCAUGAAUGCAGUUAUUCAGCAAGCAAUCAAAUCACAGCCCUCCAUGUCUCCAAAAAAGAAAGUCAGCACUGCUCAGUAUAGCGAGAUGGCUUCUGUCUCAGACAAACAAGGACCCCAAGUGAGAACUAGACCUGAAAAGCCACCCAGAUUGCAGUGGUAUGAACAGCAAGCAAAGAAAUUGGCAACUAAAGAAGAUGAGAAUGAUUCUGUGGAAGACGAGGAAGGGGAGGACAUGGAAUCAGAAAAUGAUGCAGACAGUGAUGAGGAUGAGGAGAUGGAAGAUGAGAUGGAAGAUGAUUUAGCUGUUGAAGGCUGUUCUGCCGCUGUAGCAGAUAGCACUUCUCCACCUGGUGCAAUCCCUGUCACAGAUUGCUUGUUCUGCUCUCAUCACUCCCGCUCACUGUUGAAGAAUGUUGCCCACAUGACCAAAGUCCACAGCUUCUUCAUUCCUGACAUAGAGUUUCUGCAGGAUCUUCAGGGUCUUAUCAGCUACUUGGGUGAGAAGGUGGGAGUUGGGAAGAUAUGUCUAUGGUGUAACGAAAAAGGAAAGUCUUUUUACACCACAGAAUCCGUUCAAGCUCACAUGGUUGACAAGAGUCACUGCAGGCUCUUCACUGAUGGUGAUGCUGCCCUGGAGUUUGCAGACUUCUAUGACUUUAGGUCCAGCUACCCUGAUCAGAAAGAAAAAGAUGAUGUGGAAAUGGAUGACAGUGAUGUACCCGAUGAGAAGAAUUUUGAGUAUGAUGAGGAGACAAUGGAGCUGGUACUACCAUCAGGUGCUAGGAUUGGUCAUCGCUCAUUAAUGAGAUACUACAAACAAAAGUUUGGAUUGUCCAGAGCUGUGGUUGUAUCCAAAAACCAAAAAGCAGUGGGCCGUGUCUUACAACAGUACAAGGCUUUGGGAUGGACUGGAGGGACUGGUGGUACCCUUCAGCAUGGUCGUGAUAUGCAAUAUAUACAGAAGAUGAAGUCUAAAUGGAUGUUAAAAACUGGAAUGACUAAUAAUGCUACAAAGCAAAUGCAUUUCCGGCCGCAAGUCAGAUUUUAA